Molecule: messenger RNA, 1224 nt
Organism: Naumovozyma castellii
Lineage: Eukaryota; Fungi; Ascomycota; Saccharomycetes; Saccharomycetales; Saccharomycetaceae
Gene: MAC1
Product: Mac1p
Exons: 1
Coding region: 1-1224 (407 amino acids)
Source: RefSeq, a predicted model, not a curated record
AUGAUCAUUUACGCUAGCGAAAAAUAUGCGUGUGCCUCGUGCAUAAGAGGUCAUCGUUCCUCUACUUGCAAACAUACCAACAGAAUGCUUGUCAAAGUGAGAACUAGAGGUAGACCAUCCCCAACGGAGAUUAGAGACGUUAUUAUGGUGGACUCUUCUUCACGCAUCGAUGCGAAAUCGUCAUGCCAUUCUUCUAAUCACCAAAGCAAGCUUGCAGAGGGUGACGAUAGUAAUUCAUGUUCGCAAAAUAUGGAACGACAACCGGUAUUAUUUGUUCGAGUUAAGGACAGUAAGAAGGCAAGAUUACUUAAUGGGAAGUUACAAAUCUUAGUGGAUGAUUCAGCAGAUUCUAACGAGAAGGGAUCAUCAGUUUCCUCUAAGGAUAAUGGCAAUAGUAAAUUCAUACCGGAAGUAGAAUAUUUAAAACAACUAUCAGGGUCCUCAUCUGGUUCGGGAUCCAACUCUCUUGGCUCAACGCCGAACUCUAAUACGUGUUGUCAUCAUCACACUACCUGCGCUUCCAUGGCUGCGGCAGCUACCGCUAAUACAAGCACACAAUCUCUAUUAUCUAAGAACGAUAAUAAUAUGACGACGUCCACGAACAUGACUGAAGAUAAUAAUUUAGACAUAGGAAAAAUUGAAGAAAGUUUAAAUUCUAUGGAAUAUUUUGAACAAGUCUUAGAUUCAAAAACUCCUCUAGUUGAUCUAUUCACUCAUAAGGGUGUGUAUUUAAGCUCUGCAUGUUCAUGUGAGGAUGGUAAUUGUCCCUGUUUAAAUUGUCUAAUUCAUAGAAAUGAAGAUGAAUUAAAUUCGUAUAUUAGGCAAAGUGGAAUCCCAUUGACAAAUGUAGGUGAGGCUGAAUACAAAAAUGAAUUAAUGGAAUGUACUACAAGUAAUUGUGCAUGCACUGCAGUAGACUGUCUUUGCCAGGAUUGCAUUGUUCAUCCUACAGAAAUUAUUUCCAUUGAUAAAAUUUUAUUAAAUGGGUUGUUACAUAUGACGUUAAGAAGGAAAACAGUAAUAAAAUUUAAAAACAAGCUAAUUCCAUCUCAAUAUUGGUGGGAUUUUUUAAUUGGAAAAACUGUUAAAUUACAAGAGGGAGAUUUGGAAUCAAUAGAUAUAAUCGGAUGGUUUGAUUCAUUAAUAAAUAAAUAUCCGAUGGAAUUGCUUGAUGCUUCGGAUAUGGAAUCAAACAACUACCAUCAAAGAUUUUAUGUAAUAUAA